CCGGAGCGUAAACAAGGCGCUGGAAGGGAUGGGGGGACGGUCGGAGUCGAGCGAGGCCCGGCGCCGCUGAGGCUAAGUCCGCGCUUCCAAGCUCCCCGCCGGCCGGGGGUCCCGCCGCUCAGGGAGGCGCCAUGAACCUGGCCAGUCAGAGCGGGGAGGCCGGCUCCGGCCAGCUGCUCUUCGCCAACUUCAACCAGGACAACACGUCCCUCGCUGUUGGCAGUAAGUCAGGUUACAAAUUCUUCUCCCUUUCAUCUGUGGACAAACUGGAACAGAUCUAUGAAUGCACCGACACAGAAGAUGUGUGCAUUGUGGAGAGGCUGUUCUCCAGUAGUUUGGUGGCCAUAGUUAGCCUUAAAGCCCCACGCAAGCUGAAAGUCUGCCACUUUAAGAAGGGGACUGAGAUUUGCAACUACAGUUAUUCCAAUACAAUCCUGGCUGUCAAACUAAAUAGACAGAGGCUGAUAGUAUGCCUAGAAGAGUCUCUGUACAUACAUAACAUACGAGACAUGAAGGUGCUGCAUACAAUCAGGGAGACGCCCCCCAACCCUGCUGGCUUGUGCGCCUUGUCGAUAAACAAUGACAAUUGCUAUCUGGCCUACCCAGGAAGUGCGGCCAUCGGAGAGGUGCAAGUCUUUGACACCAUCAAUCUGAGAGCUGCUAAUAUGAUCCCAGCUCAUGAUAGUCCCUUGGCUGCAUUGACCUUUGAUGCAAAUGGCACUAAACUUGCCACAGCAUCAGAAAAGGGGACAGUGAUCCGAGUAUUUUCCAUUCCAGAGGGACAGAAACUCUUUGAAUUCCGAAGGGGAGUGAAGAGGUGUGUAAGCAUCUGCUCAUUGGCCUUCAGCAUGGAUGGCAUGUUCCUCUCUGCAUCCAGUAACACAGAAACAGUGCACAUAUUCAAACUCGAGACUGUGAAAGAAAAACCUCAGGAAGAGCCCACUACCUGGACAGGUUACUUUGGAAAAGUGCUGCUGGCCUCCACAAGCUAUCUGCCCUCUCAAGUCACAGAAAUGUUUAACCAGGGUAGAGCCUUUGCUACAGUCCGUCUGCCAUUCUGUGGACACAAAAACAUCUGUGCUCUUGCCACAAUUCAGAAGAUUCCACGUUUACUGGUGGGAGCUUCUGAUGGGUAUCUCUAUAUGUACAACCUGGACCCCCAGGAAGGAGGAGAGUGCACACUAAUGAAGCAGCACAAGCUAGAUGGCAGUAUGGAGCCAGCCAAUGAAAUUUUAGAGUCUGCAUCACAUGACCGGCCACUAGUAGCACAAACAUAUAGUGCUGCUGUGACAAAAGGUACUUAUGUGCCUUCAUCACCCACAAGACAUGCCUAUACAGAGGAUCUGGGUGCAGUGGGUGGAGCUUGCCUGGAAGAUGAAACCAAUGCACUGCGAUUGGAUGAAGACAGUGAGCAUCCUCCCAUGAUUCUUCGGACUGACUGAACUUUGACCUGUGAACUCACUCCUGAAGCAGAGAACACUGGCCUGAUGUUUCUUGAGGAAUCUCGUGUUAUGCUGCUAUAAACUUUGGCAUGAAUUGGGAGAGAGGAUGACAGACUCCAAAAACAGUUUUAAACGUUGUAGCUGUAGUCCUAAUUCUAUACCAUUGGGAAAAUAUAUGGUUUCAAUUCAGUGGCUUUUAAUCUUGCUUAUAUAUUUUAGCUGUUUGUGGUUUUGCUUUUUUUGUUUUUUGGGGGUUUUUGUUGUUGUUGCCAAAAUCUGCUGUUCGUGCAUUCCUCAGAACCUACUAGCUUUGCAUGCAUUCAUGUGCCAAGCAAGCAUAGGAGAGAGAAGCCACUUGAUAACAAACUAAAGUUUGUAUUUUUUUAUAUAUGUAUAUAAUACUUAGCAUAUAUAAGGAAGGAGUGGAAAAGUGGUUCUGGAUGCUGAGGCUGGUUCUGCACUGACAAAGGUCCAAAUGGUUUCCUGUGCAUUGGCUUGCAGGCAUGCCUCAUGACUGACAUGCAACCUUUAAGAUGCAAUAUCCUGUUUCUUAGGUUCCCCCUCCCCUUCCCUGAACCAUUUGGUUAAUUAAAAUUCCUUCUGAACGUUG
Molecule: messenger RNA, 2052 nt
Organism: Chelonoidis abingdonii (Abingdon island giant tortoise)
Lineage: Eukaryota; Metazoa; Chordata; Testudines; Testudinidae
Gene: WIPI2
Product: WD repeat domain, phosphoinositide interacting 2
Molecular function (GO): protein binding
Source: RefSeq, a predicted model, not a curated record